AGAGUCAGCUGAGCCUCUCGCAGUGAGAGCCCCAGAGCCCGAUCCUCGGAGGAGGAGGAGGAGGAGGAGGAGCAGAAUCACAGGCGGCGACGGCGGCGGCGGUAGCGGCAGUGGCGGCGGCGGCAGCAGCAGCAGCAGCAGCGGCAGCCGCCCUAUCCCCAGGAGCUCCAGAGGCGGGAGGAGGAGAGAUAGAGAAAGAGGGAGAAGGAGAGAGAGAAGGAGAGGGGGAGGCUCCGGCGGCGGCCGCGGCGAUUGCGAAGGCGAAGCCACAGAAGUUUUCUUGAAAAUCCUUUUGCGGCCGACUACGUGCACGGACGUGCGAGUCUUCUGCGGACAGACUGGGCAACUAAGGGAGUGCGGAGUCCUGCCUUCCCGCUCCGAAAGUGCCAGCCUCGCCCCCUCCCCCUUUCCCCCCUCUUUUUCCUGCCUCGAAUUGGUGCAGCUAGCCACCCGACCCUCGAGCGAAAGCUCCGGUCAGGGGGACCGCCAGAGCCAGCUGUGAGCGGGGAGGGGGCCCAGGGGCGACCCCGAGGAGGAAGAGGAGGGAGGCAGCAGCAAACGGCACCACCAGCAGCAGCUUUGGAGUGCCCUGGGAUGGUCUUCAGGAGUGGACUCAGUGCUAAGAACACAUGCCCCAGUGAUUGGCAGUUUUGAUUAUUCUCCAGUUUCACCCAGUCAAGUGUGGAUAGACAACCUAUCAGUGAUACUGGACAAAACCGUGACUGGUGCAGUGCCAGAGUAAAUGUAAAUUGAAGAAAGCAAGAAAGAACCAAUGGCUUUAGCUGGCUGCCCGGAUUCCUUUUUGCAUCAUCCAUAUUACCAGGCCCUGGGGAGCCUACUGAAGUUGUUGAGCAAAGAAGUGACUGGUCAAACCUGUGCCUUAGGAAGAUUAUUUUGGCAGCUCUGUGAAGGAUGGAUUGGAGAGGGGAGCAGACUGGAAGAAGGGAGACCAAUUAGGAUGCUAUUGCAGUAGUCCAGGAGAAGGUAGAUCAGACUUCUACUCACAGUCAGAGCAAGCUAGUGGAACCUGGAUUCCAAGAACAAUCUACCCGAGUCGCCUUAAAUCACCAAGAUGACGACGUGGACUUGGAAGCUUUGGUAAAUGAUAUGAACUCCUCGUUUGAAAGUUUGUACUCUACAUGUAGCAUGCAGUCAGAAACUGCCCCCCUCCUUCAAAAUGGUCAACACAACCGUAGCCAGUUGCCAACCUCAGGAACAAGUGCCCUCCAACAGCAAGUGUCCCCAAAACAGAAAGUUCAGCGCUCUCAACCCAUGCACAUUCUAGCAGUCAGACGCCUUCAGGAAGAAGACCAGCAAUUUAGAACCUCGUCUCUGCCCGCCAUACCAAAUCCAUUUCCUGAGCUUUGCAGUCCCACCAAUUCUCCUGUUCUCACAACAAGCUCUUUACCUCAGAAUCAGCCAGCUAGUAAACAGGAUGUUAAAGUCUUUAGUGAAGAUGGGACAAGCAAAGUGGUGGAGAUUCUAGCAGACAUGACAGCCAGGGACCUCUGCCAGCUGCUCGUUUACAAAAGUCAUUGUGUGGAUGACAACAGCUGGACCCUAGUGGAGCAUCACCUUCACCUAGGAUUAGAAAGGUGCUUAGAAGACCAUGAGCUGGUGGUCCAAGUGGAAAGCACAAUGGGAAGCGAAAGUAAAUUUUUAUUCAGGAAGAAUUAUGCAAAAUACGAGUUUUUCAAAAAUCCUGUGAAUUUCUUCCCAGAACAGAUGGUGGCUUGGUGUCAGCAAUCAAAUGGCACUAUUCCCCAAACUCAGCUUUUGCAGAAUUUUUUGAACUCCAGCAGUUGUCCUGAAAUUCAAGGUUUUUUACAUGUGAAAGAGCUAGGCAGGAAGUCCUGGAAAAAAUUAUAUGUGUAUUUGCGAAGAUCAGGACUUUAUUGCUCCACAAAAGGAACUUCAAAGGAGCCAAGGCAUUUGCAGUUAUUGGCUGACCUGGAAGACAGCAAUAUCUUUUCUCUGAUAGCAGGCAAAAAGCAGUAUAAUGCCCCUACAGACUAUGGGUUUUGUAUCAAGCCAAACAAAGUAAGAAAUGAGACAAAAGACCUGAGGUUACUAUGUGCUGAAGACGAACAGAGCAGAACAUGUUGGAUGACGGCAUUUAGGCUUCUCAAGUACGGCAUGCUCCUUUAUCAGAAUUACAGGAUUCCACAGCAGAGGAAAGCUUGGCUUUCCCACUUCUCAACUCCAGUGCGCAGUGUGUCUGAGAACUCCCUCGUAGCCAUGGACUUUUCCGGCCAAACAGGAAGAGUGAUUGAAAACCCCGCUGAAGCUCAGAGUGCAGCCUUGGAAGAGGGCCAUGCUUGGAGGAAACGAAGCACAAGGAUGAAUGUCUUAGGUAGCCAAAGUCCCCUUCACCCUUCUACACUAAGCACAGUGAUCCAUAGGACACAAAACUGGUUUCACGGAAGGAUCUCUCGGGAAGAAUCCCAUAGGAUUAUUAAACAGCAGGGGCUUGUGGAUGGGCUCUUCCUCCUUCGUGACAGCCAGAGUAAUCCAAAGGCAUUUGUACUCACACUGUGCCAUCACCAGAAAAUCAAAAAUUUCCAGAUAUUACCUUGUGAGGACGAGGGACAGAUGUUCUUCAGCCUUGAUGACGGAAAUACCAAAUUCACCGAUCUGAUCCAGCUUGUUGAGUUCUACCAGCUAAACAAAGGAGUUUUGCCUUGCAAACUCAAACAUCACUGUAUCAGAGUGGCCUUAUGACCUUGAAUUUGGCUCUUGAUUGAAGACUGGAUAUGCUAGAAGAAUAACUAAGAGAAAGUUAACACUGGAAUGAAUGAGCAGGUCUGUAAAUUGGUUUAAAAAUGAUAUUCUGCACCUCGAGACUCUCAAAGGGAUGGAUUCAGUGGGUGCCAACAGACCAAGAUCUCCUGGUUUGUCCAACACCUAAGAAUGAUCUGCUUCUGAGUAUCCCAGCACACCUUCCUCCCCUUGCCAAAUAAAGGAAGGCAUGUAGAAUUGUGUGCAAAUUUGAGACUAAACUGGAAUGAUCAUCUUGGCUGGGCCACUUAACAGGAACAGGUUCUGAAGAGAAAUCAUUGGAAAAGGACUCUUGCCCUGGAAUAAUCUUGACAAUUAAAACUGGUGUGUUUA
Messenger RNA from Dromiciops gliroides (monito del monte), 3111 nucleotides. RefSeq names its product growth factor receptor bound protein 10 (gene GRB10). Lineage: Eukaryota; Metazoa; Chordata; Mammalia; Microbiotheria; Microbiotheriidae. Bases 1108 to 2721 code for a protein of 537 amino acids. Gene Ontology annotation, molecular function: insulin receptor binding. The record is from RefSeq and is a predicted model, not a curated record. The transcript has 19 exons. Gene Ontology annotation, biological process: insulin receptor signaling pathway; negative regulation of Wnt signaling pathway; negative regulation of insulin receptor signaling pathway.